UCAUUUCAAAGAGUUACUCUGGCUUUAAUAAUUUUACAACAAAUUGUCGACGAGCUUACAAUCGCUCUCACGUUGUUCACUUCUGUUACAAAACACCUGAACGCACGUAAACCUCAUCGUCCCCGGACGGGACCUCCGAGAUUCUUAACCAAUUUUCGGGUACCGGAACAGCUUACUCACCUGCACCGGCUAGUUUCAGUUAGCGAUGAGUCGUGCCUUCGCAACUUACGUAUGGACUGUAACGCCUUCGGUCGGCUGUGCUAUUUGCUCCAACAUGCCGGUGGAGUUUCAGAAAGCAGGGCUUGUACCGUACCGGAGCAAGUCGCUAUUUUUCUUAGUGUUGUCGCCCAUCAUAAAAAGAUUUGUGUGGUGAAGCAUGAUUUCUUACGUUCCGGCCGCACGAUCCACAAACAUUUCCAUCGGGUCCUUAGAGCAGUUAUCAAACUGUACAACAUACUCCUAGUCCGAUCUACCCCAAUUACUGACGAUUGCGUCGACCCACGGUGGAAAUGGUUUAAGGGUUGUCUCGGGGCGUUGGAUGGAACCUUCAUUGACGUCCGAGUACCUGAGGCUGAGAAGGGACGGUAUAGAACCCGCAAAGGCCACGUUGCUGUGAAUGUACUUGGUGUGUGCAACCCUAAUAUGCAAUUCAUAUACAUUCUUUCUGGUUGGGAGGGGAGUGCAGCGGAUAGCCGUGUUUUGCGUGAUGCAGUUCACAGACAGGGUGGACUAAGAAUUCCUACAGGACAAUACUACUUGUGUGACAAUGGCUAUGCCAAUGCUGAAGGUUUCUUGACGCCUUACCGAGGUGUAAGGUACCACUUACGCGAAUGGGACAGUGGAGCUGGUGGGCCCCAAGAUAAAUUUGAAUUUUUCAACUUGAAGCACUCUUCCGCCCGGAAUGUCAUUGAGCGUACUUUUGGUCUACUGAAAAUGCGAUGGGGAAUUCUAAGGAGUCCAUCAUUCUACCCCAUUAAGGUGCAAAACAGGAUCAUCUUGGCUUGUUGCUUGUUGCACAACUUUUUAAGGACCGAAAUGCCUGAUGAUCCGCUUGUGAACGAGUUGCCCAGUGAUGGAGCUGAAGGCGCUGAUGCAGAUGCCGAUUGCGUGUGGAACAUUGAGAGCAACCCUUCAUGGAAUUCAUGGAGGGAUGCAAUGGCGACGUCUAUGUACAACGAGUGGACGAGUUGCUCUUGACGUAGUUUUUCCAAUAUAAUGGCUGCAUCUUCCAUCAUUCAUAAAUCUUGUUCCGUGAAGGAUUAAAGUUCGGUUGUAAUACCAAAUGCUCUAUCCCCAAUGUUAUGUUGGCCUCUUAGGUCUGGGUGACGGUGCUGUUAAUGAGGGUUUUCUACUUGUUGUUGUUCGGAACAUUUAUGCUAC
Messenger RNA from Sesamum indicum (sesame), 1380 nucleotides. The record is from RefSeq and is a predicted model, not a curated record. NCBI's taxonomy places the organism in Eukaryota, Viridiplantae, Streptophyta, Magnoliopsida, Lamiales, Pedaliaceae.